Molecule: messenger RNA, 894 nt
Organism: Pestalotiopsis fici W106-1
Lineage: Eukaryota; Fungi; Ascomycota; Sordariomycetes; Amphisphaeriales; Sporocadaceae
Exons: 2
Coding region: 1-894 (297 amino acids)
Source: RefSeq, a predicted model, not a curated record
AUGAACAAGAAUUGGGGCGACAGAGCCGACAAAGAUCUCUUCUUUACCAUUCUCUCGGUCAAGAAUAUCGGUGUCAUCAGUGGAUCAGAAUGGACCACCAUCGGGAAUCAUAUGCGCACCCUGGGCUACGGCUUUACGAAUGAAGGUUGUCGUCAACACUUUCAGGGACUGCGUAGGGCUCAGCACAAGGCCGAGUCCAAUGGAUUCUCGGGUGAGAAACCUAGGCAGGGCGACCCGACCCUCAAUCCCAUUACUCGCCGCCCCGGGCCAGGUCGUGGAAGACCCAAGAGGAUACCUCCUGUGCCCAUUGCGAGAGAGCCGGGGCAGUUGGACUCGGCACAACCACAGCCGGUACAAACACACCCUACACAGAUACCGAUGCAGGUACCAACCCAGAAUCAAGAUCACGCUUUGGAUGCCGUUACCGCUGCUGCUGUUGCUUCCCUUGCUGCCGCCACAGCCGCUUUACCGGAUCCUCAGCAACAACAUUCUUUGCCUGAGGCGAUACCGCUAGAUCAACAGCACUCUCAUCCUUCCUCUCCUCCUGCUGCUGCUGCUGUUUCUUUACCUCCGGCUCCGGCUCCGGCUCCGGCUCAUGCCCCUGCCCCAGGCCAUUCCGGCGAAGUGCCAGAAGAGCAACAUCUCACUCCUACCGAAGCACCAACAGAGACGCCAAUCUCAGAAGACGUGCCAGACCAUUCCCCUGUACCGACGAAUGAUGCUAACAGCCUGGAAAUGGGCAUCGAUGAAGACGAUGUCGGAGACGAGGAGCAGCCUACCAAACGACAGAGAUUAGAUGACUCUGCAGAAGACCUGGAUAAUUCUGCAGGGAUGGCUUUGGAUGACAGAAAUGUCGACCCCAUGAUCCAUGAUCAUGAUGACUUGCCACAGUAA